Durusdinium trenchii is the source of this 1587-nucleotide messenger RNA. The record is from the annotation of a GenBank genome assembly. NCBI's taxonomy places the organism in Eukaryota, Dinophyceae, Suessiales, Symbiodiniaceae.
AUGGCGGUUGAAAAGACCAGGGAGGCUCGCCAGGAAGAUGCUUCGUUGGUGACACCGCCAACCAAAGUGAUCAAGAAGAGUGACAGCGCUGAUGGCUCACGGACAAAGCUGUCCAAAGAGGUGCAAAGCAAAGAAUUGCUGGAGCCUGUGCUGCCUGAGCCAAGGGAAGCAAGUACUUCGAAGCAAACGGCAGUGAAAGCCAAGGCAGCUCCGAAGCGUCCAGCAAAACAAGAGCAGAGUCCGGCAUCCGCACAAACAGCAGCAGCUGUGCAUCAAUGUCUCAGGAGACCUUCGACCAAGGAACUUGAUGCAGCAGCUACAACCCCUCCAGGUGGUAAGAGUGAGACUCCGACUUCGGGGAUGAAGACUAGGAAGCCCAAGUCAAAGGAUGAUGGUGAUGGAGUGAAGACUGGGAAGCCCAAGUCCAAGGAUGAUGAUGGAGUGAUGACUGGGAAGCCCAAGUCAAAGGAUGAUGGUGAUGGAGUGAAGACUGGGAAGCCCAAGUCGACAGAUGAUGAUCAUGAAGACUCCAUGAGUGACGGUGAUAGCGACAGCGUGGAUUCGGAGGAGGUCCUCUACGAGCAAUGGGCCAGCUGCAGUGGUCAAUGGUCGCAAAGCGAUUUUUACUUACAGGCCCGCCAAAAGCGCCGCUUCCGGACCCAUGGGUCACGACGGUGGAUGACGAAGCUUGAGCUCCAAUGCAAAUUUGGAGCUCAGGCCGCAGAAGACAUCAUAGCAGCGAAGACCCUGGACCCUGAGGAGACCCGACAAUACCUCACCUGGGACAAGGAAUGUGAAGAAACCACCGUGGACGAGGUUACCUCCAAGAUUUUCCAAGCUGUCGACCGUGAUGAUGGCGAUGAGAGCAGAGGCAGGUCGAGGGAUCGCAAAGGGAAGAAGUCAAAGAAAGAUCACAAAGAUCGCAAGUCAAAGAAGAAGAAGCAGAAGAAGCGUUCAUCCAGCUCAAUCAGCUCAAGCAGAUCAUCCUCUGACAGCUCGAAGUCUAGUUCCUCAUCAUCUCAGAAGAAGAAGUCAAAAGACAACAAAAGGAAGAAAGAGAAGAAGGAUAAGAAGGAUAAAAAGGGGAAGAAGGAGAAGGAAGAAGGGAAGAAGGAGAAGGAAGAAGAGAAAAAGGAGGAAACGGAGGAACAAAAGAAAAAGCGCUUGGCCAAGGAAGAAGCUGAACAAAAGAAGCAAGAAGAAAAGAGGAAGGAGGAGGAGAGAAAGGCAGCGGAGAAGGUAAAGAAUGAUGCCUUCAAGAAGGAGUUAAAAAAGGGAACUCAGGCGCUCUCAAAGAUCUCUGCAGCGAUCGCGAAGUCCACAAGCCUUGAUGACAAACUUCGCAAUAUGAGUGCUUCUGUGGUGACCGCCAUCCUGGAAGAGGUCAAACCCCAUGCAUGUGCCUUGAAGAAAGCUCGUUCCAAGUUGCAAAAAAGUGUGGAUGAUGCCAAGGUGGACAAUCUCGGAACGUUGCAGAUUGAUGUGGACGUGGCUGAUGCAAAGGUCUCUGGCUUCACCCAGUCUGGCCUGGACACCGGCGGUCAGAAUGAGAAAAAGAACGCAUGCAAUCGACAUCAGUCUGGCUGA